This is a messenger RNA of Halichondria panicea, 759 nucleotides long. RefSeq names its product large ribosomal subunit protein uL29m-like. Gene Ontology annotation, molecular function: structural constituent of ribosome. Gene Ontology annotation, biological process: mitochondrial translation. The record is from RefSeq and is a predicted model, not a curated record. Bases 46 to 687 code for a protein of 213 amino acids. The transcript has 5 exons. NCBI's taxonomy places the organism in Eukaryota, Metazoa, Porifera, Demospongiae, Suberitida, Halichondriidae. Gene Ontology annotation, cellular component: mitochondrial large ribosomal subunit; mitochondrial ribosome.
UCACGCCCCCCCUAUUCAACCACGUGGACCUGCUAACUACAAAAGAUGUUUCGUGUUCUCUCUUCUCUCCUCAGACACCCUCCGCUCACCAGUCACCUGUCACUAGCUCACAGAGGGUGGGCUGAUGUCCCACACACAUGGAGGGGGGUAGUGCGGGGACUAAAUACCUCGGCUACUAUUAGAGGCCUUGAUGAUUUCUUUCCCCAGACAGAUAAUCCAGUGGAGGAAGGGGAGAGGUCAGGCCGGCCGUGGCUGGCCAGAGAACUGAGGCACAAGAGCAGUGACAACCUACACAAGCUAUGGUAUGUGUUGUUGAAGGAGCGCAACAUGUUACUCACUAUCAAACAAGAAGCCAACAGAGCGCUGUUUAUAAUGCCUGGACCAGAGCGUCUCCGGAAGGUUAGGCGGUCAAUGGCACGGAUCAAAGUGGUUCUCUUUGAAAGAGAGAAUGCAUUGAGGGAAGCAAAGCGACAACUUGAAGGAACAGAAUCUGCUGAGUCAGCAGUCAAGAAGCCGAGUCGCCUGGCACCCUACAAGAUACGUAAGAUGCUGUCCAAGAGACAACGCAGAGUGAGGGCAUUGGGAGACCGGCAGCCAUCACAGCAGGACAGGGUUAUCAAGAAGAGAAGGAAUGUCAGAAACUACAAACACAUUGCAGCAGUUAGAGAACUAGAACAGAAAUCAUAGCACAGUAUAAUUAUAUUAAUUUUUGUCUUUGUGAAUUCAGAAUUAAAAAAAUUGAACAACAUUGCACACAAA